AUGGGUUUCAAGGACCGCUUCAACAGAUUUAUGUACUGGGUCCAGCCCAACGUCACCGUUACCGGCCCCGACGAUUUCCGCGGCCGUGACCCCGCGACGUGGGACAUGGAGGAAAUCAAGGUGCGCUUCGCUGACCUCAUCGACGACGACGAGCACACCUACCAGCCCAACAUGGUCCAGCGCACGCUCGGCCAAGCAUGGGAUACCUUCCGUCUGCCGCCCAAGCAGCGGCGGUACAUGCAGAAGCUGGACGCAAACAUCUUGCUCUACGCCCUGCUCUCGUUCUUCAUCAAGACGCUCGACAACUCAAACAUCUCGAACGCGUACGUGUCCGGUAUGAAGGAGGACCUUCACCUUUACGGAAACGAGCGAAAUCUGUUUAGUACUAUGUUCAACUGUGGAUAUCUUAUUGGUGCGAUCCCGUCGCAGUUCAUGCUCAACCGUGUUCGUCCGUCUGUGUGGAUUCCUACUUGCGAGUUUAUCUGGUCCGGUCUUGUUAUGUCUAUCGCUGGUUGCAACUCCGCCCGUCCUAUCUAUGGUAUUCGUUUUAUGAUUGGUUUCUUCGAGUCGGUGGCCUACCCCGGUCUUGCGCUCGUCCUUGGUUCGUGGUACAGACCUUCAGAGCUGGCUAAGCGAAUGGAGCUCUACGAUGCCGCGUGGGCUAUCGCGUCCAUGUUCUCGGGCUACAUCCAGGCUGGUGUGUACUCUUCCAUGAACGGUCUCGCGGGCUUCAAGGGAUGGCAAUGGCUGUUUGUUAUCGACGGAAUCAUCUCGUUCCCGAUCGCCUGGCUCGGAUACUACUCGAUCCCCGAUUUCCCCAAGAACAACCACUCGCUCUAUCUCUCUGAGCUCGAGCGCGAGUACUCGUACGUGCGAAUGGAGCUCGUGGGCCGGAAAGCGCCCAAGAAGCUGACGAUGGGCCGGUUGGUCGGCAUGUUCAAGACCUGGCGUCCGUACGCGUUCUUGCUGCCCUGGUGCUUGUUCAACGUCAACGACACGACCGGAUACUUCAACCUGUGGCUCGACUCGCUCACCAAGGCCGACGGAUCGUCACUCUACUCGACCCAGCAGAUCAACCUGAUUCCCACCGGCGGCUACGCGAUCUCGCUCGUGAUUGGAUACCUGUCUGCCAACAUCUCGGACCGCGUCGGACACCGAUGGGCGUUCAUCCUGCACGCGGCGUCGUGGUGUUUCUUGGGUAACUUGUUGCUCGCGAUCUGGGAUAUCCCGUUCGGACUCAAGUACUUUGCCUUCUUCUGCCCCGAUAUCGGAUACUCGUCCUGGGGUAUGAUGCUCGCCUGGUCGGCCGAGGUGUUCCAGGACGACGCCGAGUUGCGCGGUAUGCUCCCCGCGACUGGUUCGACGAUCUCCUACGCGAUCAACGCGUGGCUGCCCAACGUCAUUUUCCCGACCGAGCACGCGCCGCAGUACAAGACGGGCAAGGGAUACCAGAUCAUCUCUGGUCUGCUCGUGCUCGAGAUGAUUGGCGUGCUGUUCAUGCUGUUUAUGUGGAAGCGCGAGGUGCGCAUGAAGGGCCGUGUUAUUAACAAGUACGGUCUUGCUGUUGAUGCCGAGGAGGCGGUUCAGCUCCAGACUGUCGGCGAGAAGGAGUUGCAGCAGACCGAGAAGGGGUUGUAUAACGUCAACACCCAGGAGGUCGGCGGCGAGAAGGUCAAGGUGAUUGAGGGCGUCGAGCCGGUGUCGAUGAAGGGAAGCGACUCGGACUCGGAUGCGGACGUCAUCAAGGAGAAGGAGGCGUAUUAA
Messenger RNA from Myxozyma melibiosi, 1764 nucleotides. RefSeq names its product putative pantothenate transporter. Gene Ontology annotation, cellular component: membrane. Gene Ontology annotation, biological process: transmembrane transport. The record is from RefSeq and is a predicted model, not a curated record. Lineage: Eukaryota; Fungi; Ascomycota; Lipomycetes; Lipomycetales; Lipomycetaceae. The coding region runs from base 1 to 1764 and encodes 587 amino acids. Gene Ontology annotation, molecular function: transmembrane transporter activity. The transcript has 2 exons.